This is a messenger RNA of Poecile atricapillus (Black-capped chickadee), 2256 nucleotides long. RefSeq names its product multidrug and toxin extrusion protein 1-like. Gene Ontology annotation, molecular function: antiporter activity; xenobiotic transmembrane transporter activity. The record is from RefSeq and is a predicted model, not a curated record. Bases 142 to 1926 code for a protein of 594 amino acids. NCBI's taxonomy places the organism in Eukaryota, Metazoa, Chordata, Aves, Passeriformes, Paridae. The transcript is spliced from 18 exons. Gene Ontology annotation, cellular component: membrane. Gene Ontology annotation, biological process: xenobiotic detoxification by transmembrane export across the plasma membrane.
GGGGCGAGCGGGACACAGCGGCCGGAGCAGCUCCCACAGCCAGAACCGGAGCAGCAGCCCCAGCCCGCCGGCCGGGGCAGCUGUGCCGAAGCAGGAGAGAGCGCGGAGGAAGGGGCUCGUUCCACUCCCCCGCAGGGCAGCAUGAAGCCGGAGAACUUCCCCGAGGAGAAUGGCUUCGGGGAGGGAAGGGAUGCUGGCCAGGGCAAUCUCACACCCGGGAGCUGCCAGAAGAAACGCCGCUGGAUUCCGGAAAACUUCUGGGAGGACGUGAGGCAGCUGCUGGUGCUGGCGGGGCCGCUGAUCCUGAUCCAGCUGCUGAUCUUCCUGAUCCACCUUGUCAGCUCCAUAUUCUGUGGCCACCUGGGCAAGGUUGAGCUGGCCUCUGUCACUCUGGCCAUCGCUGUUAUAAAUGUCACUGCCAUCUCUGUAGGUUACGGUUUGACUUCAGCGUGUGACACCUUGAUAUCCCAGACCUAUGGCAGCAAGAACCUGCUGCGUGUGGGGGUGAUCCUGCAGCGUGCCACCAUCAUCAUCCUCCUCUGCUGCUUCCCCUGCUGCGCCAUCCUCAUCAACAUCGAGGAGCUGAUGCUGGUCAUGCAGCAGGAUCCCGAAGUCUCCAGGUUGACCCAGCACUACGUGAAUGCGUUUCUCCCUGCCCUCCCGGCGGUUUUUCUGUAUAACCUGGAGACAAGAUACCUGCAGAACCAGAUGAUCAUGUGGCCACUGGUGCUGAGUGGGGUCAUUGGCAACAUGGUCAACGUGGCUGCAAACUACGUCCUGCUCUACGUGUUCCACCUGGGCGUCACGGGCUCUGCCUGGGCCAACACCAUCGCUCAGUAUUCACAAACCAUUUUCUUGUUCCUGUUCAUCAUAGGCAGGAAACUCCACUUGAACACGUGGGGAGGCUGGUCCAGCGAGUGCCUGCUGGAGUGGGACAGCUUCACCUCCCUGGCUAUCCCCAGCAUGCUCAUGAUGUGCAUCGAGUGGUGGACCUAUGAGAUUGGGAGCUUCUUGAUAGGCCUGCUGAGCGUUGUCGAGCUCUCCGUCCAGUCCAUCAUCUAUGAGGUGUCUGUUGUGGCUUUCAUGAUCCCCCUGGGGCUGGGCACAGCUGCUGGUGUGCAGGUGGGCAACGCGCUGGGCGCCGGCGACAUCGAGGCGGCCAAGAGAUCCUCCAGCACCAGCCUGAUCUGCACAGGGGUGUUCUCCGUAAUUGUGGGGUCCAUUUUAGCUGCCACAAGGAAUGUGCUGGGAUACAUCUUCACCAUGGACAAGGAAAUCAUUGACUUGGUGGCGUGGGUCAUGCCUAUCUACGUUGUCUUCCACCUGUUUGAAGCCAUGACUGGUGCCUGCAGUGGAGUGCUCAGAGGAGUCGGGAAGCAGAAAUUCGGCGCCAUCCUCAACGCCGUGAGUUACUACGGUGUGGGCAUGCCCCUGGCAGCUGUGCUGCUCUUCGUGGCCAAGAUCGGAGUCAUCGGCCUGUGGAUCUCAAUGCUCGUCUGCGUUUUCAUCCUCUGCACCUGCUUCAUCACCUACAUCUCCCGCCUGAACUGGGAGAAGGCAGCUAAGGAGGCUCAGCGCCGUGCGGGAGUGACCCAGCUGCCACCAGCAGAGCUGCCGAGCCUGGGCCCCGAGCCCUCCUGCAAGGAUCUGGACGUGGGACCAGCCCCCCAGCCCCACACUUACCUCCCUGCCAGGGCAGUGUUGGGGUCUGUCGCAGGAAUAGAAGUGCAGGAUGACGUCGUGCUCACGGGCAUCACCAAGACGGAGGGAGCCUCGCAGCAGCUGGAGCUGCGGGAGGCCACCCCCGCUCCGGCCACCCCCGUGGUCACCAAGCAGCUCAUCCUGCGCCGGGGGCUGGCGGUGGCCGCAGCCGUGGCCGCGCUCGCGCUCGGCAUCGCCAUAAAGCUGAUCAGCAGCACAGGCUGACUCGCACCAAGGACUUUGGGGACUUGUUUUUGGGGUGAAAGCCUUUCCUGAGGGACAGGCGUACAAAGCACGGACCAGCCAGCGAGAAAAUGGAGCGCACGCCUGUCCCGCAGGAGCCAAAGGGCUUCUGCCAGGGCUGAGCAGCGUUUGUGCAGGUACUGAUUGGGAAUGGGCCCUGAGGCUGCCCUGGCACCCAAAAUGCUGCUCUGGGCUGCCUGAGCGUGUGGGGCACCCCCGGCCCACACUGCCACCACCCACUGGGGCUGAGCACAGCCCAGCUCCCCCUGCUGCUCCAUGACAAAUGCCCAAUAAAGAAUAAACCUGGCUGGA